Molecule: messenger RNA, 1264 nt
Organism: Hylaeus volcanicus
Lineage: Eukaryota; Metazoa; Arthropoda; Insecta; Hymenoptera; Colletidae
Product: protein lifeguard 4-like
Exons: 7
Coding region: 137-1159 (340 amino acids)
Cellular component (GO): membrane
Source: RefSeq, a predicted model, not a curated record
AUUAACAAGUCGUAAAAUUUACUGCAAUGCUAUUCUAACAAUUAAAUUAAAAAAAAAUAACCUUCAAAUUUCGUAAAAUUUUAAUCUCUUUCAUUCUCUUUAUUAAAAUCCGUACUACAUAAAAGACUACUUCACCAUGAGACCUAAUGUUGUACCACCAGCUAAUGAACCAUUAAACAAUCCAGUUUAUAAUAACGCACCUAAUGGUCCUUAUUGCAAUAUGUAUUAUGGAUCUGGGCAAGGUAUAAGAAACCCAAAUGGUUAUACUGGAACACAUGGUAAUUACCCACAAGCAUAUACAGUACCUUAUCCCCCUAAUGCAUAUCAAGUACCUCCCUCGUCCUAUCCCCCUAAUACUUCUUAUACUGCUCCAACCCCGACAUAUAUUCCUCCAUAUAAUCAACGACCUUUGCCACCUCAACAUAAUUAUGACCCUGAAGCCAAUACUUGUCCACCUUUUUCAAAUGAACCGGUUAAAACGUAUUUCGAUGAAUCAACAAGUAUCAUGAUUCGUCAUGCUUUUAUUCGAAGAGUUUAUUCAUUACUUUCGGUACAACUUUUGAUUUCAUUCUCCAUUAUUUCAGCGGUCCGUUACAUUCCAUCGCUUUCUCAAUUUAUGCUAGAACACAGAGGUUUUAUUUUUAUACCACUAAUACUUUUAACCGUUUUAAUACUUGUUGCAAUGUGUAUCCCAAGCCUUUUAAGAAUGCAUCCUCUGAAUCUUAUUAUACUUUGCAGUAUUUCAGGUUUAUUUGGCUUAGUAUUAAGUAGCAUUGUGAUUGAGACUACACAAAAAACUUUUUUACUCGCUAUUGGCAUAACAUUAUUCAUAUUUUUAGCGCUAACGGUUUUUGCUUUUCAAACAAAAUACGAUUUUACUGGAUACGGAGUCUAUUUUUUCGUUGCGGGAAUAACGUUUUUUCUGGUAUCUAUAAUAGGUAUUUUCAUCAAGAGUCGAGUGUUUCAUUUAGUUCUUGCUUAUAUUGGUGUGGUUCUUUUCUCAUCCUACAUUAUUUACGAUACACAACUUAUCGUUGGUGGACAAAAAAAACAUCAGUAUUCUAUUGAUGAUUAUGUAUUUGCAACAUUAUCAUUGUAUCUUGAUAUUAUGAAUUUAUUUCAAUACGUUCUUACUAUUUUAACUUUAAGCGACUCGUAGUUUCAAAAAAAAUAUUAUUUUUUCUUACUUACCAAAAUUAGUGUUCUAAAUAAUUUAAAAAAAAAAUUUAUACUAAUAAAGAAAUAAUAAAUAUAUUUUUUAUAA